AUGAUUUAUUUUAUUCAAAAUGUGAUCAUUCAAUAUCGAACAAAUCCAACAAAAGUCAAUGUUAAAAUGACCUAUACAAUAGAUCCUAAUAAUUUUCCAUCAUUUACAUUUUGCAAUAUAAAUCCUGUACGAGUUGAUCUAUUUUCCAAAAACUUAAUGGCAAAUAAAUUUUCAUCAUCAUUGAAACAUAACAAUAAAUCAAAACAAUGGAUGGAAAUACAAUUAAUGAAUAAAAUCAUAAAUCAAAAAUCUUUACUUGCGUCAUGUGAUGGUACGAUAAAAAGAUCAUCUUCUAAGCCACUUCUUGAAAACUACUAUGUACAAGAACAAAUUGAUUUAGCUGAAAAUUUAACAACAGAUCAAUUUCAAGGUGCAUUAAAUGAACAUUUAUAUCGUCUAUUGACUUUUAAUAAUAAUGAAACAGAGAUAAAUUAUAAUCGUAUUCAAACAAUGUAUGGUUUUAAAUUAGAAGAUAUGUUAUUAAAAUGUACAUUCAAUGGUAGACCAUGUGAGAAUCAUAAUACAUUUCGAAAUUUAUUUCAUCCAGAAUAUGGUAAUUGUUACACAUUUGAUCAUAAAUUUUCUAUCAACAAUAGUAUUGAUAAUAGUUAUACAUUAUUAUUACAAUUAUAUUUACAUCAACAAUAUUAUAGUGAACAUUUGGAUCAAAAAGCGGCAUUUCGUGCAUUUUUACAUCGAAAACAAGAAAUACCCAUUAUGGCACAAAAUAGUUUCUAUCUUGCUCCAAAUAUCUAUUCAAAAUUAGUAUUUUCAAAACGUAUCAUUCAUCAUGUUAAUACUCGAGCAUCACCAUGUCGUACACAAUUAACACCAGAAAUGUCAUUAACAUUUAGAACAAAUGAAACUAAUGUUUAUACUCAAGCAUUAUGCAUUAAAUAUUGUCAACAAUUGUAUAUUCAUCAUCAUUGUCAAUGUAUUGAACCAUAUGCAAUGAUGUUUUUACGUUCAAGUACUGUGAAUGUUAAAGGAACAAUUACAUCCGCUAAACUAUGUAAUCUUAAUGAAACAUGUUUAAAAAACGUAAAACAAAAUUUUAGUUCAAAUAAAUGUACUGAAUGUUUACCCGAAUGUGAAACAUUUCAGUACAAUAUUCAAACGUCAUAUGCACAAUAUCCAAAUUCAAAAUCAUAUGGAAAAGUUUUAAAAUCCAUUCUUGAACAUUUUAAAGAUGAUAAUAGAUUUCUUCUUCUACAAGGUAAACGUAAAAAUUGUCGUGAAAUUAUACAAGACAACGUGGUGGCUGUUGAAAUAACUGCUGGAACUUAUGGUACAGAAAUCCUAACAGAAACAUUGAUGGUCUCAUGGACUGAUUUAAUUUCGAGUAUUGGUGGACAGACUGGCCUUUGGAUAGGAGUCAGUUUGAUGAGUUUUAUAGAAAUAUUUGAAUUGAUUGUGUUACUAAUGCAACAUUGGAUCAGAAGAAUAUGGAAAAAAUGUAAAAGACAAUACAACGACUUGAAGUUAAGAUUUUUAAUAUACAAAUUGAAUAUAUCAGACUAAAGAAUUUCUCUAUUGUUUGUCUUUGAUGUCUAUGUAAAUGUUCUAGUUUGUUAAUAAAAGUUACAUUUAAAUCGUAAAUGUCAGACACAAUAUCACAAUCGUUUCUUUUGAAAAUGAAGUCAAUCGACUUGUAUAUUCGAUAAUAAAAGAUUAUUUGAAUUGUUACUACUGAAAAAAUCUAUAGUGCAUGUUUUGUUUAUCUAAAAAUUCAGUGCUACAACGUUUCAGACAAAUCUGAUCAUCUUUGAAACUAUUCAAUUAAUUUAUAAGAUGAAAAAUUUUAUCCAUUGGUACUUUGAAAGAUAUCGGUUUGUACACUAUUAUUGUCUCAAGUUUUAUUGAUUGUUUUUAAUGACAAUAAACAAAUAUUGCUUAUCUAUAGAUGCUGAUCGAGGGAUCGAAAAUCUACAUCAGACAGUACUCUUCAAUCCAUCUAUUCUGUGAUUCUAAGCAGAACCAGUUUCUCAAAAAAAUUUGAGGAAACAGUGAUAUUGUAGCCAUACAUUACAACGACAGGACCCCAUCAGAUACAAGCCUCCAGUUUUUGAGAAUUUUUCAUAAGACCUUUCCUCGUCGAAUUAUAGGAAAAAUACUGAAAAACGUCUCAAAAACCUAGUUUUACAAUUUUAGAAGCUCUAUACUUUGGUAAAGAAAGGCCUAAAAGAAAAUUCAAAAAAAAUUGUAGUAGUGCCUUGAGUACUACUGCUAAAACUUUUAACUUGAUCGGACGAUAGUUAAAGGGGUUCGUAAUGUGACACAAUGAAGCUCGCUAGCAAAACAAAUAGUUAUCGAGAAAAACGCACCAUGCUUAUAUCUCCACGAAAACUCAUCAGAAGAUUCCGAAGACAUCUCAUUUUGACGAGCACACUUUCAUCUAUCAGACUAUGUGUAAGAAUGUAAGGUGCCGGUAAUUCGCAAUUACAGCAAGAAUUUUUUUCCACUUUUUUUGGCAUGAUCGGAUAGAGCUCAUUGAGUUGCAUCGGAAAAAUACAAUGCCACAUUUUUUUAAGAAGUCAUGUUUUGGUGAAAAAAUUUAAAAAUACUUUUUAAAAAUAAGCAAAAAAUCGUGAAAUUUUCAAAAAUGAGAAAAUUUUUCAUACUUAUUGUUUUUCUAAAACUCCAAACCUACUUUUUUUCUGGUUCUCCAUCGAGAACUGAGUAUAAAAAACUGAAUUCUAAAAUUUUAAAGUUGAAACUGACCGCCAAAUUUACGGAACAGGAGCAGAAUCAUAAAAAUCCUACUGUGAAAUUUGCAAAUGUAUCUAGUUUUUUCCAUUGAAAGACUAAGCAUUAAUUGUUAUUUCUAUCUAAUCAGUAUACUUGUAGGGAAAAAGUACUCGACGCUUUUUUUUUUAAAAGUUUGUUUCGUUGCUGAGAAAAUUCAUUUUUUCUAAAUCAGGACGAAAAACUCUUCUGCCGAAAAACACCUUUCUGCUGAGAUGCGCUCCACUAUUAUUCGAUACUAAUAAAACUUAUUUUGAUCGACCUUGACGUUUAUUUAAUUUGUUUGCGAUACAACGAUCGCUGGUAUUUCUGGUGCUCCUCUAGCUUUUGGAAAUUCUCACUUUUUAUGAUUAUCAUAUUUAGAAUGAUAUUAAAGCUACUAUCGCUAUUUUGUACAGAUACCUACCAUACAUCUCCAGCACGUGAAAUGCCUUUUAAAUGGAAAACCGAUUGGUCGAAAUCUACUAAUUUUAAUUAAAAAAGUGUUACAAGAUUGAUGUAUCCGAAGUAGAAAAGUAGGGAAGGUCAGCCGGUUUCUUAGAUACCCGAAUUUCCGACAUAUUAUUUAAAACGAUCAGACUGAAUUACAAUAUAAUACUUGCUUUCUAUGAAGCUUAAGAGUACUCCUAUCCUCAUUUUAGGCUUUUGGAGCGAGCAUAUCAAAAUUUGAUGGUUUUUUUCUAGAGAAGCGUACCUCAAGAUUUUUACAUAUUCGGAAUCAGCGUGACGAGUUACGUUGUACGGCGCAAAGAUCUCGU
This is a messenger RNA of Didymodactylos carnosus, 3503 nucleotides long. The record is from the annotation of a GenBank genome assembly. NCBI's taxonomy places the organism in Eukaryota, Metazoa, Rotifera, Eurotatoria, Philodinida, Philodinidae.